Lactuca saligna is the source of this 303-nucleotide messenger RNA. The record is from the annotation of a GenBank genome assembly. Lineage: Eukaryota; Viridiplantae; Streptophyta; Magnoliopsida; Asterales; Asteraceae.
AUGGAACCCAUAACCUGUUUAGAUGCAAGAACACAGGGGAAAAUGGGUGUUGGUUUAGGGUAUUAUAUUGCAGCAGCAAUAGCUUCGCCUGAUCGGCUCGUGGUUGCUGUUGAAGGUGAUUUUGGGUUCGGAUUCAGUGCCAUGGAAUUACCAGGGCAUCAGUCAAUUCCUAUUCCAGAGAUGCAGGGCAUCGACAAUUGGAUUAUUCUUCAAGAUAUACAGGGCAUCUACACUUCUAUUCUUCUUCAAGCUCUUCGAAUGAACCCACUUAGGUUUAAUCUCCCAUUCUUAGAAAAACUAUAA